CAGCCACUUUCCCCCCUUUAAAGCCUGCAAUGGCAGUUGAGUCUUUCUCAUACCUCAUUAUGUUGACACUGACCCUCUUGUUCCCAUCUGUCACCCUCUGCCUCCCCCCACCCCCGCGGUGACUUCCUGGAUAAUCCAUGGAUCAUCUCCCCAUUUAAAGGUCAGCUGAUAAGCAACCUUAAUUCCAUCUGUGCCUUAAUUCUGCCUUGCCAUGUAGCCUCACGUAUUCACAGGUUCUGGGGAUUAGUGCGUGGAUGUCUUUGGGGGCCAUUAUUCUGCUCACCGCAACCACCUUUUUGUGAUUUCACAGGUGGUUGAAAUGAAAGUUCUUGUCUUGUAUUUUUGCCUUCUAGAGAUUUUUGCUGAAUUAAUUACCAGUAACAGUUCAAUAUGGGGGACGUUCUGGCUCAUGAAUCCGAAUUACUUGGACUAGUGAAAGAGUAUUUAGAUUUUGCUGAAUUUGAAGACACCCUGAAAACAUUUUCAAAAGAAUGCAAAAUAAAAGGAAAACCAUUAUGUAAAACAGUAGGCGGAUCUUUCAGAGACUCCAAAUCAUUGACAAUUCAGAGGGACCUUGUCACUGCAUUUGAAAACGGAGACCAGAAGGUAUUCUUCGAUCUGUGGGAGGAGCACAUUCCCAGUUUCAUCCGCGAUGGGGACUCCUUUGCCCAGAAGCUGGAAUUCUAUCUCCACAUCCAUUUUGCCAUCUAUCUUCUGAAGCACUCUGUGGGGAGACCGGACAAAGAGGAGCUGGAUGAAAAGAUUUCUUAUUUCAAAACCUACCUGGAGACCAAAGGGGCAGCCUUGAGCCAGACCACGGAGUUUCUUCCUUUCUAUGCUCUUCCUUUUGUUCCCAACCCUAUGGUACACCCCUCAUUUAAAGAACUCUUCCAGGAUUCCUGGACUCCAGAGUUAAAGGUGAAGUUGGAGAAGUUUCUAGCUUUAAUAUUUAAAGCCAGCAACACGCCAAAGCUCUUAACAAUAUAUAAGGAGAGUGGACAAAGUAACAAAGAAACGUUGCAUCAGCUCCACCAGCAGCUGGUUGAAGCUGAACGUAGGUCAAUGACAUACCUCAAACGGUACAAUAAGAUCCAGGUGGACUACCACAAUCUCAUUGGAGUCACAGCAGAGCUGGUGGAUUCUCUGGAGGCCACGGUCAGCGGCAAGAUGAUCACCCCUGAGUACCUGCAGAGCGUCUGUGUCCGCCUGUUCAGUAACCAGAUGCGACAGAGCCUGGCACACAGUGUGGACUUCACGAGGCCCGGGACGGCAUCCACCAUGUUGCGAGCCUCCUUGGCACCCGUGAAAUUGAAGGAUGUCCCAUUACUGCCCUCUCUGGAUUAUGAGAAACUGAAGAAGGAUUUGAUUUUGGGGAGUGACCGCUUGAAAGCCUUCUUGUUGCAGGCUCUGCGCUGGCGCUUGACCACAUCCCAUCCUGGAGAGCAGAGGGAAACCGUUCUGCAGGCCUACAUCAGCAAUGACCUCUUGGACUGUCAUAGCCACAACCAGAGGAGUGUGCUUCAGUUGCUGCACUCCAAGAGCGAUGUGGUACGGCAGUACAUGGCCAGGCUCAUCAAUGCUUUUGCGUCACUGGCAGAAGGUCGCCUCUACCUUGCCCAGAACACAAAGGUGCUGCGGAUGCUGGAGGGAAGGCUGAAGGAGGAGGACAAGGACAUUGUCACCAGGGAGAACAUUCUUGGGGCCCUGCAGAAGUUCAGCCUCAGGCGCCCGCUGCAGACAGCAAUGAUUCAAGAUGGCCUUAUCUUCUGGCUGGUUGAUGUUCUGAAGGACCCAGACUGCCUGUCUGACUACAUGCUGGAGUACUCGGUGGCUUUGCUCAUGAACCUCUGUCUCCGCAGCGCAGGGAAGAACAUGUGUGCCAAGGUGUCAGGCCUCGUUCUCAAAGUCCUUUCGGAUCUUCUUGGCCAUGAAAACCACGAGAUCCAGCCGUAUGUGAAUGGAGCUCUGUACAGCAUCCUUUCUGUUCCAAUCAUUCGUGAGGAAGCAAGAGCAAUGGGAAUGGAAGACAUCCUACGCUGCUUCAUCAAAGAAGGCAAUGCCGAAAUGAUCCGCCAGAUAGAAUUCAUCAUCAAGCAGCUUAAUUCCGAAGAGCUACCAGAUGGUGUUCUUGAAUCUGAUGAUGAUGAAGAUGAAGAUGAUGAAGAGGACCAUGACAUCAUGGAAGCUGAUCUGGACAAAGAUGAACUGAUCCAGCCCCAGCUUGGAGAACUCUCAGGAGAGAAGCUUCUGACCACAGAGUACCUGGGGAUCAUGACCAACACAGGGAAGACAAGGCGGAAGGGGCCGGCCGGUGUGCUGCGGAGCGGGGAUGAGCCGCUGCGAAGGCCUGUCACCCCCAGUGGCCACAGAAACGGGUACCCAGUGCUGGAAGACCAUCACACACUUCCCCAGACAGCCCGACAUGCCAGGAACAACUGCCCACAGGCCCUGCCAAACACUCACGAGGCUGUCUCCGGUGAGGGCAAGCCCAGCACCCCUGAGUCCCGCGUUUCCUCUUCAUUGGCCAUCAACGCCAGGCCCAGAGAGUGGCGGCCAAGAGGAUGUCAGGAAGAGCCUCACCCGGCCAGCACAGGGACCCCCAGCCAGCCGAGGGAGGCGCCCCAGGACCCAGGUCGCACAUUUUGUUCUAAGGAAUGUACGUCAGCCUUCACCUGCAAACCCCGCACCCCCAGCACUCCAGAGAUACCGAACUGGAAGCCACCCAAGGCAAAGGUGUCAGUCCUGGCCCCUUCGUUCUCUUCGUGUGGCCCCCAGCAGGCCAGCCACCCUGGCUCCACAAGGGGCCUGCCGAGUAAGUCAGCCUGGGCCCCUCUAGCAUGGGAGCCCGGCCACCCGCCAACCCGGAGGGAAGGGCAUUUUGCUGCUGUGUUUGGCCCCGUGCUGCCGUGUGUGACAAGCCAGGCCAGAGGGGAAGAAGGCCUGCUUCCCUUCCCCACACAACCAGGCCCCAGCAUGUGGCUUCCUUUCCUCCAGGGACCCUUUCUACAUGAAUCUUCCUUCCUAUAAAUUCCCUUCGCCGGGUGCAGUGGCUCA
Molecule: messenger RNA, 3054 nt
Organism: Sapajus apella (tufted capuchin)
Lineage: Eukaryota; Metazoa; Chordata; Mammalia; Primates; Cebidae
Gene: ARMC9
Product: armadillo repeat containing 9
Exons: 23
Coding region: 391-3027 (878 amino acids)
Biological process (GO): cilium assembly
Cellular component (GO): ciliary basal body; centriole; ciliary tip
Molecular function (GO): protein binding
Source: RefSeq, a predicted model, not a curated record